Neomonachus schauinslandi (Hawaiian monk seal) is the source of this 2700-nucleotide messenger RNA. RefSeq names its product phosphatidylinositol-5-phosphate 4-kinase type 2 alpha (gene PIP4K2A). The transcript has 10 exons. The coding region runs from base 231 to 1451 and encodes 406 amino acids. Gene Ontology annotation, molecular function: phosphatidylinositol kinase activity. Gene Ontology annotation, biological process: phosphatidylinositol metabolic process. The record is from RefSeq and is a predicted model, not a curated record. Lineage: Eukaryota; Metazoa; Chordata; Mammalia; Carnivora; Phocidae.
UCCAGCCGCGGGCUGAGCGCGGAGCCGCGGCGGGCGCGGGAUCCGGGCCGGGGCGCGAGCCGAGCGCAGCCUCCCACCUCUGCUGGGCCGAGCGGGCAAAGCGGGCGGAGCGGGCACGGCGCGCCGGGGCCGCCGCCGGGGGGAUGCGGCUGCCUCCCCCGGCCGGCGUGUAGAGAGGGCGGGUCCCUGGCCUCGGGAGCGCGGCGGUGGAGGGGACAGAGGCGGCGGCCAUGGCGACCCCCGGCAACCUGGGGUCCUCCGUCUUGGCGAGCAAGACCAAGACCAAGAAGAAGCAUUUCGUAGCGCAGAAAGUGAAGCUCUUUCGGGCCAGCGAUCCGCUGCUCAGCGUCCUGAUGUGGGGGGUAAACCACUCGAUCAAUGAACUGAGCCAUGUUCAAAUCCCUGUUAUGUUGAUGCCGGAUGACUUCAAAGCCUAUUCAAAGAUAAAGGUGGACAAUCACCUUUUUAACAAAGAAAAUAUGCCGAGCCACUUCAAGUUUAAGGAAUACUGCCCGAUGGUUUUCCGUAACCUGCGGGAGAGGUUUGGCAUCGAUGAUCAGGAUUUCCAGAAUUCCUUGACCAGGAGUGCACCCCUUCCCAACGAUUCCCAGGCGCGCAGUGGGGCUCGAUUCCACACUUCCUACGACAAAAGAUACAUCAUCAAGACCAUCACGAGUGAAGAUGUGGCCGAAAUGCACAACAUCCUGAAGAAAUACCACCAGUAUAUAGUAGAAUGUCAUGGGAUCACCCUUCUUCCCCAGUUCUUGGGCAUGUACCGGCUUAAUGUUGAUGGAGUUGAAAUCUAUGUGAUUGUUACAAGAAAUGUGUUCAGCCACCGUUUAUCUGUAUAUAGGAAAUACGACUUAAAGGGCUCUACCGUGGCUAGAGAAGCCAGCGACAAGGAAAAGGCCAAAGAACUGCCGACUUUAAAGGAUAAUGAUUUCAUCAAUGAGGGCCAAAAGAUUUAUAUUGAUGACAACAACAAAAAGGUGUUCCUGGAAAAACUGAAAAAGGAUGUUGAGUUUCUUGCCCAGUUAAAGCUCAUGGACUACAGCCUCCUGGUGGGAAUCCAUGAUGUGGAAAGAGCCGAACAGGAAGAGGUGGAGUGUGAAGAGAAUGACGGGGAAGAGGAUGGGGAGAGCGAUGGUACCCACCCUGUCGGGACCCCUCCGGACAGUCCUGGAAAUACACUGAACAGCUCACCGCCCUUGGCUCCAGGGGAGUUUGAUCCAAACAUUGAUGUUUAUGGAAUUAAAUGCCAUGAAAACUCGCCCAGGAAAGAGGUGUACUUUAUGGCAAUUAUUGACAUUUUGACUCAUUAUGAUGCAAAAAAGAAAGCUGCCCACGCCGCAAAAACUGUUAAGCAUGGCGCUGGUGCAGAGAUCUCGACCGUGAACCCAGAACAGUAUUCAAAGCGCUUUUUGGACUUUAUUGGCCACAUCUUGACGUAACCUCCCACAUGGCCUUGGACGGACAUGAGCACGGGAAGGAAAGAGGUGGCUUCGGUGUAGGAAAAAUGAAAACCAAACUCAGUGAAGCACACCUCCUCGUUUACAUCUUCAGGCCAAGAUGACUGAUUUGGAGGCUACUCGCUUUAACAGCUACCUGAUAUUUCCCAGCAUCGUUCUAGCUAUUUCUGACACGUGUGCGUGCGUGCGUGUGUGUGUGCCUGUGCGCGUGUGUAUGCGUGUAUCUUAAAAAAAUAAUUAAUUAAUUAAUUAAUGCAAACCAGUCAGCUUCAGUCAGAGUGCAUUUGGGCAACAACCCUCUGAUUCCAGCUGUGGAUGGAUGGAUGGAUGGAUGAGCACAUGUGGGGGGAGGGGGCGAAGGAAAUGCAUGUCAGACCAACCAUGUUGGCAUCACGCGAUAAACUGUGGAUCAGUUUAUUUUUUGGAGUUGAAAGAUGUGACAGUAUUCAUAAUAAUGAAGAUAAUAAUAAUGAUAAUAAUGAUGGUGAUUAAAAGAAAAAAACUUACUGCGAAUGUUACAUUUCUACCACGCACGCGGACACUCCUUAAUAGUUGCCCCCCAAGCCCCUGGCGCUGGGCGGGGGGUCGCUGGCAUCUCCAGCACGCCCUGGCUCAGGGUUCUGCCUCCACAGUGUCGGGGCUCCUGGCGUCCAGGGACAAAGGCCCCUCCUCUAGCAAGAAGCUGAUGCCCCUAGUGACUCUUGUCUGUACAUUUUCACCUCAGUAAGUAUGUCCAGGAAAACUGCUUACUUCUCUUUUCUUGCCUGGAGCUUCUUCACUCUUACACUCUUAUGUUGCAAUAUAGGAAAUAAUGCUACAAAAUAAAAAUAAAGCUUCCCUGCAAAGUGCAUAGUUUUGGGCAAUGGUAUCUACAUCUCCUACAGUGGGAAGGUGAGCAGAGCAUUAGAACUCUGAAUUCUGUUAACGAAGGCAAAUCUGAAUUCUAAGAUGUUUAUGUUUCACCAUUGGUUAAACAGUGGUAUUUUGUUAUCAAUUAUCCCUUUAACUGAAACCCUCAAUUUUACUGUUUACAUUAUUAGGAAAACAGGGAUAUUUUUGAAUCUAAAAAUUUAAUGUACAGCAUGUGAUUUUUUGAAGUUUACAUGUAAAGUCAUUUUACAGUGUAGGUGAAAUAAUGUUUGUCAUAUUUUGAAACGUAUCCUGCAGUCAUGUUUUUGGGUGAAUGAUUUAUUCAAGUACAUGGUAGGCAGUCUUAUACAAUAAAAGGAAA